AUGUCGCUCAAUAUUUGCUCCAGACGGGCCAGCAUCCGACUUCUUCUCUUGCGGGGGAGCUCCAGAACUCGUCUCGGCCGUGCGAAUCAUCCCGACGGAUUGCUGCCAAUCCUUUGCCGUGGCAUCUCCUCUGCUCACUCUGAUGGACAUCAAAAGAUCCUAUCCGAGAACCUUAAAGAGGCCGACCCUGCCGUUUACAAAAUUAUCCAGCAAGAGAAAAGCCGCCAAAAACAUUUUAUCAAUUUGAUCCCAUCCGAGAACUUCACGUCCCAGGCGGUUCUCGAUGCCUUGGGAAGUGUCAUGCAGAAUAAAUAUUCAGAAGGCUACCCUGGAGCACGGUAUUAUGGUGGUAACCAGUUCAUUGACCAGGCGGAGAGACUUUGUCAGCAGCGGGCUCUCAAGGCGUUCGGUCUCAAGGAAGAGGAAUGGGGGGUCAACGUGCAACCACUCUCUGGUUCUCCGGCGAACCUCUACGCAUAUUCCGCACUCCUUAAUACCCAUGACCGUAUCAUGGGCUUGGAUCUUCCCCACGGCGGCCAUCUUUCCCACGGAUAUCAAACCCCAACGAAGAAAAUUUCCGCUGUGUCUAAAUAUUUCGAGACACUCCCAUAUAGGUUAGAUGAAUCAACCGGCCUCAUCGACUAUGACAAACUAGCAGACUUGGCCCAGCUCUAUCGACCAAAGCUCAUCAUUGCCGGCACAUCCGCAUAUAGCAGACUCAUCGAUUACCCGCGCAUGCGCAAAAUUGCUGAUAGCGUCGGUGCUUACUUACUCUGUGAUAUGGCCCAUAUUUCCGGAUUAGUUGCUGCUGGCGUUAUACCCUCGCCAUUUGUACACUCGGACGUCGUUACAACUACAACCCAUAAAUCCCUCCGAGGACCCCGUGGCGCCAUGAUUUUCUUCCGCAAGGGAGUCCGCCACACCGACGCCAAGGGCAACCCAGUGAUGUAUGACCUCGAGAACCCCAUCAAUGCGUCCGUUUUCCCCGGUCACCAGGGCGGGCCCCACAACCACACCAUCAGCGCGCUCGCCGUAGCCCUGCAGCAGGCGACCACCCCAGAAUUCAAAACAUACCAAGAAACCGUUCUUGAGAACGCCAAAGCACUGGCGGACCGGCUUGGCAAGCCCACCAACAGUGGCGGGCUGGGCUACAACAUCGUUUCCGGCGGCACAGACAACCAUCUUGUGCUCGUCGAUCUGAAGAACCGCGGCGUGGACGGGGCGCGUGUGGAGCGGGUGCUUGAACUGUGCGGCGUGGCGAGCAACAAAAACACCGUGCCCGGUGAUAAGUCUGCGAUGAAACCCGGCGGCCUACGAAUCGGGACACCGGCGAUGACAUCGCGUGGCUUCGGGCCAGAGGACUUUGUGCGAGUUGCGGACAUCGUCGACCGUGCGGUGACGAUUACGCAGAAACUGGAUAAGACCGCCAAAGCGGAUGCGGAGGCAAAGAAGAAGAAGAACCCUGGCAGCGUGAAAGCGUUCCUGGAGUAUCUGGGCGAAGGACAGGCGAUCCCUGAGAUCACGACAUUGAGACAGGAGGUUGAGGAUUGGUGCCCAUGA
Molecule: messenger RNA, 1560 nt
Organism: Histoplasma mississippiense
Lineage: Eukaryota; Fungi; Ascomycota; Eurotiomycetes; Onygenales; Ajellomycetaceae
Product: serine hydroxymethyltransferase
Exons: 6
Coding region: 1-1560 (519 amino acids)
Biological process (GO): tetrahydrofolate interconversion; L-serine catabolic process; folic acid metabolic process
Cellular component (GO): cytoplasm
Molecular function (GO): cobalt ion binding; glycine hydroxymethyltransferase activity; serine binding
Source: RefSeq, a predicted model, not a curated record